UUUAUACAUGAUCCAAUCCGUAUUAAAUAUAACGAUAAACAAAACCCAAAACCUUUCUCAAUUCAGUAUGAUGAUGCAGGUUCUUCAAAUUAUGUAAAAUUUCGACCUCAUUUAAAUACUUUUGAAAAAAGAACUGAAGCUGUUCAAAAACUUUUUGAACAAUGGAGGCAAGAAAAAAAAAUUAAGCGGUUGGAAGGCUGGAGGAAUGAAUUAUAUCCAGUUUAUGGAGACAAUGGCGAAGUUGCGUUUUUAAUUGAACGUAGUGCUUCACCAUUGUUUGGUGUGGUAACAUAUGGAAUACACUUGUCUGCAUAUUUAAAAAUCAAAGAUGACAACAACAAUAAUAAAAUUAAAAUGUGGAUUGCAAAACGAUCCUCAACAAAACAAACAUGGCCAGGUAUGUUGGAUAAUACGGUUGCAGGUGGUUUGCCAUAUAAAAUGUCAUUACAAGAAUGUGUUAUCAAAGAAGCAAUUGAAGAAGCUAGUCUUGAAAGAAACAUUGCAGAAAAAGCUAAACCUGUUGGAGCAAUUAGUUAUUUUAUAUCUAGUGAUGAUGGAUAUGUUUAUGACCUUGAAUUGCCAGAAGAUGUUGUACCUAAGCCACUUGAUGGUGAAGUUGAUAGUCAUUAA
Messenger RNA from Entrophospora sp. SA101, 630 nucleotides. The record is from the annotation of a GenBank genome assembly. Lineage: Eukaryota; Fungi; Glomeromycota; Glomeromycetes; Entrophosporales; Entrophosporaceae.